Messenger RNA from Gryllus bimaculatus (two-spotted cricket), 2988 nucleotides. The record is from the annotation of a GenBank genome assembly. Lineage: Eukaryota; Metazoa; Arthropoda; Insecta; Orthoptera; Gryllidae.
AGAAUGUUCCAUUCAUACCACCUGACUCGUGCAGUCGAGUGUGGUCGACUGAUCGACUUGAAAAGAGGUAAAGAAAGGUGUAUAUUGUAAGUAUUUUGUUUUAAACGUGCUCUUAAAACAUUACGGUCUGUUUAAUGCGUGGAGUAGAACACUUACGUAAUUGAUUCGUAAUUAAAUUUGCAUGGUGCGCAAUGUUUAUGCUACUAACAUAACCCCACUUCCUUUGUUUUCCAUUGUGAGAAAAAACAUGUUUUUAUUUUGUUUCAGUGAGAACAAAUAAAAAAAGUUCAACUUUCAUUUUGUCGUUUGUCUAUCCUUCUAACCAUCAACAGGUUAUUUCAGGAGUUUACAUCAAUGGUUUCUUGAAUAUAUUUUGAGAACUUGUGAUGAUUUGACAUUAGGGACUAUCCCAAGCACUCUCAAGUUUUAUUAAACUUGUUAAUUUUGUAUAUUUGCUUGAGAACAUAGUAUUGAAGUUUUAAGACGUUUAUCAUCAGACCUUUCUAAAUAUCUAAUAUGUAACCUAUAUAAAUACAGUACAAAGUUGUUUGGAAUAAUUUAUAAAUUUGAAAUGUAACUAUUUUGUAAAUACCUGAGAUACUUGGGAAAAACCUGUUUUCAUAUAAGACAUUACGGCCAUAUAUAUAUAACACUAUCCAUCACGUUAAUGUGCUGUACUCAUGUAACUAAAAAGUCAUCUAAAUGUAUACUAAUAAAAAGAGUGAAAAGGAUUAUGGGUGGGUUGUAAAGUAUCAGUCAUUUCACAAAUAAAUGAAACUUGUAUGUUUUGCAUGAUGAUUGUAAAGCCUUUCUUAAAGCUGGAAAAUAUGGUAAACAGGAAAUCUUAAGUUUAACAACACUUCUAACAAUUUUAAUGAUCAAAAAUGGAAUUGGCAUCAUCUUCAUCAUUGCAGACUGUAGGAAUUGGUGACACUGAUGCCUAUAGUGGUUUAUUGGGCCUCCCAUUGGACCAGAGUCACCAGUUAGAUGCACUUGGCACUAAGCGAAGGAGUAGUUCAAGAUCAAUCAAACGACGUCGUUUUGAUGAUGAGUUGGUGGAAUCAAGCUUAGGAACGGCCGGAAGCAUUGGUUCUAAGGUAGCUCGUGCUCGCACCCAGUCAACAUCAAGUCCUGCUACAGAUAUUAACGUUAGCAGUAGUGUACCAUCAACUUCUAUUUCCACUCCCCAACCCAUUUUAAAUGACAACAGACAGCGACGUAGUAGUAAUAAACCACCUACAUCUAGUGGACGAAGAAGUCGCAGGCCACGACAUCCUCAUUCUGUUGCUACGAAAGACCUUGGGAGAUGGAAGCCCACAGAUGACUUGGCUCUUAUAAUCGGAGUGCAGCAAACAAAUGACCUGCGAAUGGUUCAUCGAGGAAUUAAAUUCUCUUGUCGAUUCACUGUCCAAGAAUUGCAGCAACGUUGGUAUGCUUUGUUAUAUGAUCCUGCUGUGUCUCGAAUAGCUGUUGCUGCAAUGCGGAAUUUACACCCAGAACUCAUUGCAAGUGUUCAAAGUAAAACAUUGUAUAGCAAGGCGGAAGAACAACUUCUAGGAACAGUAAAAUCUAGUUCACAACCAACAAUUGAAGUGUUUCAAGAACUGAUUGAGCAGAAUAGUCAUGUAUUCUAUCCAGCAAGAACUGCCAAAGCCCUGAUGACCCAUUGGCAAUUAAUGAAGCAGUAUUGUUUACUUCCUGAUCAGACAGUUCAGCCUUUGCCAAGAGGUGAACAUGUACUAAAUUUUUCUGAUGCUGAAGAAAUGAUAAAUGAUGCAGAGCAAUCAAAGAAAGAAAUAAGAUUUUUGGAAAAUGAGCUUGGGCGAUGGCAAGUCCUCGUGGACUCUGUAACUGGUAUCAGUCCUCCAGAUUUUGACAACCAGACCCUAGCUGUUUUGAGAGGAAGAUUAGUUCGCUAUCUCAUGCGCUCCAAAGAGAUUACUAUUGGGCGAUCUACCCAUGACCAUACAGUGGAUGUUGAUUUAUCAUUGGAAGGCCCAGCUUGGAAAGUGUCUCGAAGACAGGGAACAAUAAGACUUAGGAAUAAUGGAGACUUCUUCCUGUCAAGUGAAGGAAAGAGGGCUAUUUACGUAGAUGGUCGUCCCAUACUUGCUGGAAAUAAGUAUCGUUUGAACAAUAAUUCAGUUGUAGAGGUAAGUGGCAGGUUUGCGGUUCAUCUUUUUAAUAAAUCAAGAACUGAUAAAUGUAAUACGUCAAGAAGUAGCAAAAAUGAACCUACAACCUUAAGUGUAAUGAAGUGGGAAAUUGGUAAAGUUCUCUAUGCCCUGAGCUGGAAAUUUUCAAAUAUGGUAGAUUCAGUUUACAUGGCAAAACUGGAGCCCGAGUACAUUAACCUGAAAGGAAACCAGAAAGAACGCGGACGAUUUGAACUGGCCUUUGGACAAAUUGGAGCAAGUUAUUUGUUGGGAGGAGCUCUUGGCGUGCUUGGUGGAUUAUUUGAAGGAUACAGAGAAGCAAAUCAGUUGGCCCUUGCUGGGAGGUUGCGCCGAACACAUCUCCUGAAUCAUGUCAUAAAAGGAGGUAGUGCAUGGGCACAAACAGCGGGCACCCUGGCUCUAAUUUACAGUAUAGCUGCAAUGGGCCUCAUGGUACAGAGAGGUUGCGACGAUGACUUAACUACUGCAGGAGCAGCCACUGCUACAGGACUCAUCUAUCAGGCACCAGCAGGUUUGAAGAGAAGUUUGCUAGGAGGCAUUUUUGGUUUGUGCACAGUAUCUCCAUUUAUUUUAUGGAAUCAUGGAAAUGAAUUACAAGAAUACUUAAGAAGGGUUACUGUAAUAUCUACAAAUGAAGUUUCAUCAUUAAGAAAUGAAAUUGAGGAACUCUUAGACUAUCAUCCAGAUGUUGAUGACAAUUCUUACAACAAUGAAAGUGAAGUUUGAUUAAUUUUCAAUUAUGUACAACCCCUCAAAAUAAUUAUUUUAUAUUUUUAGCCUUCUAACUUAAUUUUUAUCUGAAUUUGUAAUG